AUGUCGUUGUGUAGAGCGUGCCAGGAACCGCUCGUCAUUCAGCUCAACGACGAUGCUAAUGACGAAACCGUCGAGGAUGCCAAGACGGUCCCUGACGACCUGGAGCUACGCUGCCAAUGUCACUUCCACUGGGAAUGUCUGAUGGAAGAAGCAUCCUCGGUUGCUUCGACCCUCAAGUGCCCCUGCUGCGAAAGCUACCUCGCCACAAACAAAGCAGGAGCAUCCGCCGCCAACCAGCCGCGCGAGAGCUCGGACAGCGCCGUUAUUCUUGCCCAGUAUAGCAAUGAGGGUGGUAUUCAGAGGGACAUCAACCUUAUGGAUUCACUCACCGAGGAAGCCUACCUUCAAGCCCAUCCUGAAGCUCGCCCUGCGAGAGCAUUCCACGUCAUGUGUUCAGAAGGUGAUAUUGCAGGCAUGAUUGACCUAUUACGGGACGAAAGCGAGCAAGGGGCCGAUGUCGGCAGCAUCGUUCGUUACCAGGAUCCCUUGGCCAAUAUGAAGAGCGGCCUUCAUUUAUCUGUCGAGAAGCAGCAAGAGGAGAUUGUCUGGACCCUUUUGUGGUUGUCUUCGACCUUGGCCACAGAGUCUUUUCCAGACCUGGUUCGGCACGCGGCGGAAGAAUUCGGGCUAGGCCGCUUGAGCGUUCAGGCCAACGAAGACAUUCGGGGUUUAAGAGACUGCCACGGCCGUACCGCGGAGACGAUAGCCAAGCAGGAUCCAGGGGUUUUGUCGGUCCUCCUUGAAGGGGGGGCGUUGACUCCUUGA
Ustilaginoidea virens is the source of this 765-nucleotide messenger RNA. RefSeq lists its product as uncharacterized. The transcript is spliced from 2 exons. The record is from RefSeq and is a predicted model, not a curated record. The coding region runs from base 1 to 765 and encodes 254 amino acids. Lineage: Eukaryota; Fungi; Ascomycota; Sordariomycetes; Hypocreales; Clavicipitaceae.